Haemonchus placei is the source of this 1209-nucleotide messenger RNA. Lineage: Eukaryota; Metazoa; Nematoda; Chromadorea; Rhabditida; Trichostrongylidae. The record is from the annotation of a GenBank genome assembly.
AUGUCACUAUUUAACCGGUUAUUCCGAGGGAAGAAAUCUGUGAACAAAGAAAAUGAGCAGCCAACGGAAUUGGACCGAGAGCUGGCAUAUCGGCGCUCAUUGAGGCUGUCGUCUAGUCGUGGAUCAACAAAAGCAGAACGUGCUCGGUUCCAUGAGGAUAUCCCUGCAACGGCCCCCUAUCACACGGUGACGGCUCCAAGACUUCAUAAAGGGCCCUUGAGUUGCCCUGGCGGGUACAAAGAGAGUUACCGUAGUGAAGCUAUGGAUCGAUCAUUUGAGACAGAAGUUCGGCCUAAUAGAGAAAGACGGGAUCGUGAUAGGCCUGAAGAUCAGGGCAGAAAGUUCAGGAGGCAAAGAACACACUGGGAUACAUCAGAAUAUGGUAGUGGCGAUCCAUCCCCUCUUAGCAACUAUCCUCCAAAAGCCGGUGCUCAUUAUAGUGAGGAUUUGGAAGAGUCUGAUGAUCAAGAGUGGAACAUGCACGACAAGUUGCUGCAGCUUGAUAACAACUGUAGGAGAUUUAUGCGCAAGUAUAAACACGCCGAAGAGCGUCAUAUGUAUUACAAAGCUGAGUGGAGGAAAAUAUAUAAGGCUAAAGAAGAAUCCGAAAAUGUGUUUUUACGACAAAUUGAACAACUAACAAAACAACACGAUAGGGAUGUCGAAAAGAUUCGAAAAUUAGAAGCGGAGCUCGCUCAGUACCGAUUCGGUCAUUUAACAGGACAAAAUGCAUAUCAUUUUGCUAUGCCUUUAUCUUCUCAUGCUCAAAAUAGAAGUUCACUUAUGCCAUCUCUGCCACCAUUACCAAGCAGUACUGCUACACCAUCUACCAGCGCCGUGGAAUCAAUCACUGGAGCUGGCGAAGCCUUAACGGAACAAGCUGACCUAUCGAUGCUUCGACCACUGCAGUUUGACUCGUCGUUUGUUAACCGCCAAGUAUUAGAUGACAUGGAUGAAACGAAAAAUUUCCGUGCAUUAGCUGUAGACGAUAGUGAAAGUUUUCUUUCUGGAAUGGAAGUUCCUCGCGAUGUACCGGCAGAGAAGGCCGUCAAACAAACAGUUGAUGAGGAUGUGAUCCUAGAUGAUGGGUAUGGUACAACGUCUGACAAUGCCGUAACUAAAGGAGCUGCUGAAUGCAGUUCAUGUUGUAAGAAAACUAACAAUGCAAUUGUCGAUUGUCAGAACAAACCACCAAAUCAAUCAACGUGA